This is a messenger RNA of Haliotis rufescens (red abalone), 2139 nucleotides long. RefSeq names its product mucin-2-like. The record is from RefSeq and is a predicted model, not a curated record. The transcript has a single exon. NCBI's taxonomy places the organism in Eukaryota, Metazoa, Mollusca, Gastropoda, Lepetellida, Haliotidae. Bases 1 to 2139 code for a protein of 712 amino acids.
AUGGGGGUGGGAGGUGAUGUGAUACAUAACUUCAGCCAUACCCACACCGCGACCUCCCCGCACCACACCACACCCAUACCCAAGACCACGACCUCCCCACACCACACCACACCCAUACCCAAGACCACGAUCUCCCCGCACCACACCACACCCAUACCCAAGACCACGAUCUCCCCACACCACACCACACCCAUACCCAAGACCACGAUCUCCCCGCACCACACCACACCCAUACCCAAGACCACGAUCUCCCCGCACCACACCACACCCAUACCCAAGACCACGAUCUCCCCGCACCACACCACACCCAAAAGCAAGACCACGAUCUCCCCGCACCACACCACACCCAUACCUAAGACCACGAUCUCCCCACACCACACCACACCCAUACCCAAGACCACGACCUCCCCACACCACACCACACCCAUACCCAAGACCACGAUCUCCCCGCACCACACCACACCCAAAAGCAAGACCACGACCUCCCCACACCACACCACACCCAUACCCAAGACCACGACCUCCCCGCACCACACCACACCACACCCAUACCCAAGACCACGACCUCCCCACACCACACCACACCCAUACCCAAGACCACGAUCUCCCCGCACCACACCCAUACCCAAGACCACGACCUCCCCACACCAAACCACACCCAUACCCAAGACCACGACCUCCCCACACCACACCACACCCAUACCCAAGACCACGACCUCCCCACACCACACCACACCCAAAAGCAAGACCACGAUCUCCCCGCACCACACCACACCCAUACCCAAGACCACGAUCUCCCCGCACCACACCCAUACCCAAGACCACGACCUCCCCGCACCACACCACACCCAUACCCAAGACCACGACCUCCCCACACCACACCACACCACACCCAUACCCAAGACCACGACCUCCCCACACCACACCACACCCAUACCCAAGACCACGAUCUCCCCGCACCACACCCAUACCCAAGACCACGACCUCCCCACACCACACCACACCCAUACCCAAGACCACGACCUCCCCACACCACACCACACCCAUACCCAAGACCACGACCUCCCCACACCACACCACACCCAUACCCAAGACCACGACCUCCCCACACCAAACCACACCCAUACCCAAGACCACGAUCUCCCCGCACCACACCACACCCAAAAGCAAGACCACGACCUCCCCACACCACACCACACCCAUACCCAAGACCACGACCUCCCCACACCACACCACACCCAUACCCAAGACCACGAUCUCCCCGCACCACACCCAUACCCAAGACCACGACCUCCCCACACCACACCACACCCAUACCCAAGACCACGACCUCCCCGCACCACACCACACCCAAUAGCAAGACCACGAUCUCCCCGCACCACACCACACCCAUACCCAAGACCACGACCUCCCCACACCACACCACACCACACCCAAAAGCAAGACCACGAUCUCCCCGCACCACACCACACCCAUACCCAAGACCACGACCUCCCCGCACCACACCACACCCAAAAGCAAGACCACGAUCUCCCCGCACCACACCACACCCAUACCCAAGACCACGACCUCCCCACACCACACCACACCACACCACACCCAAAAGCAAGACCACAAUCUCCCCGCACCACACCACACCCAUACCCAAGACCACGAUCUCCCCGCACCACACCACACCCAAAAGCAAGACCACGAUCUCCCCGCACCACACCACACCCAUACCCAAGACCACGAUCUCCCCGCACCACACCACACCCAAAAGCAAGACCACGACCUCCCCGCACCACACCCAAAAGCAAGACCACGAUCUCCCCGCACCACACCACACCCAUACCCAAGACCACGAUCUCCCCACACCACACCACACCCAAAAGCAAGACCACGACCUCCCCACACCACACCACACCCAUACCCAAGACCACGACCUCCCCACACCACACCACACCCAUACCCAAGACCACGAUUUCCCCACACCACACCACACCCAUGACCACGAUCUCCCCGCACCACACCACACCCAUACCCAAGACCACGACCUCCCCACACCACACCCAUACCCAAGACCACGACCACCCCGACAACAACACCAAAAUUGCACACCCACACCCACACCCACACCCACACCCUCACCCACACUGA